AUGGCUGAUAAAUUCCUCGACCUGCUGGGCGGCUCCCCGGACGGAAAGGGCUCCAAUGGCAAAGCCAAAGAUGCUCCCCCCUCCACCACCUCCUCCGCCAACAAAUCCCCCCCAUCCCCAGACCUCUCCACCCGCCUCUCCUGGGUAGCCAAAGCUAUCCUGCGCUCCUUCUCCGCCAUCCCCGAAACCCCCUACUCCACCGCCGGCAACACCGUCGACGCCACCGCCACGACGGGAAUCCUCGAGGACCUCCAAAAGAUGGGCUUCAAAGACGUCGAGACCCUCCUCGAGUUCCUGCACACCGCCGUCCACGGCGUCCAGGACGAUAGCAAGCUCCUCCUCGAGCGGAUCGUGGAUUUGUUGUCGAAGCUGCCGCCGUCUUCGCGGGAGGGUGCGGCGCUCGAGAGCGGGUUUAUUCAUCAGCUCUGGAACUCGCUGCAGCAUCCUGUGCUCACGACGCUGGAUGACAAGUUCAAGUAUCGUGAGGCGGACGGGUCGAAUAAUAAUCCGUAUAUGCCGCAGCUGGGCGCCGCGGGGACGCCGUAUGCGAGGACUACGCCGCCGAUGACGUAUCAGAGGCCGGAUGCGCCGGAGCCGAGUUUGCUUUUUGAUACGUUGAUGAGGAGGGGGGAUGGGUUCCAGGAGCAUCCGAAUAGGAUUUCGAGUGUGUUGUUCUAUAUGGCGACGCUUAUCACUCAUGAUAUCUUUCAAUCUGAUGGAAAGAGGAGUGGCAUCAACCUGACUUCCUCGUACCUUGAUCUUGCUCCUCUCUAUGGGCGAAAUAAGGAGGAGCAGCUUGCAGUCCGCGCCUUGGAGGCCGGCAGACUGAAGCCAGAUUCCUUCUCGUCCAAGAGAGUCCACGGCUUCCCUCCCGGCGUAGGUGUGCUCAUCAUCAUGUUCAACAGGUUCCACAACUACGUGGUAACCCAGCUCGCAGCAAUCAAUGAAGGCGGCCGCUUCAAGAAGGAGCCUACCGCCCAAGAACUUAAAGGCAAAGAUGCAGCUACACAAGAGGCCCUCCGCGCCGCCGCUCUCGCUAAAUACGACGAAGACCUAUUCCAAACAGGCCGUCUCGUCACCUGUGGCCUCUAUGUCAACAUCAUCCUCCGCGACUACGUUCGCACCAUCCUCAACGUCAACCGCUCCGACACCGCCUGGGCCCUCGACCCACGCAUCAAAGACGGCCAAAACAUCUUCAGCAAGCCCACGCCCGAGGCCACAGGCAACCAGGUAUCGGUCGAAUUCAACUUCCUCUACCGCUGGCACAGCGCCAUCUCGGUACGGGACCAGGAAUGGACCAACGACGCGUUCAAGGAGAUCUUGGGGACGGAUGACCCCGAGGCCAUGAAGUUCGAAGAGUUCCUCGGGAAGCUGCAUUCGUUUGAGGCUGCGCUCGACGAUGACCCCGUGAAGCGCCAGUUCCACAAGAUCAAGCGCAAGGAAGACGGCAGCCUCCCCGACGAUGAUCUCGUCAAGGUCUGGUUCGAGUCCGUCGAGGACGUAGCGGGUUCGUUUGGCGCGAACCGCGUGCCGCCCGUCCUGAAGCACGUCGAGAUCCUGGGCAUCAUCCAGGCUCGGCAAUGGAACGUCGCGACUCUCAACGAGUUCCGCGAGUUCUUCGGCCUCACGCGCCACCGCACCUUCGAGGACAUCAACCCCGAUCCCGAAGUCGCCACCAAGCUGCGCAACCUCUAUGACUCCCCCGACUCGGUGGAGUUGUAUCCCGGCCUCGUAAUCGAAAAGGCUAAGCCGCCCAUCGACCCUGGCAGCGGUCUCUGCGUCAACUUUACGACGAGCAGGGCUAUCCUUUCGGACGCCGUUGCGCUCGUGCGCGGAGACAGGUUCUACACAGUUGAUUACACGCCGAAACACCUCACGAAUUGGGGCUUCAACGAGGCGAGCUACGAUGCCAAGGUCAAUAACAGCCACGUCAUCUACAAGCUCGUGUUCCGCGCCUUCCCGAACCAUUUCCGCCGCGAUAGCAUUUACGCACACUUCCCCUUCACGGUGCCCUCGGAGAACGCAAAGUUCCUGGCCAAGAUCCACAAGGAUCAUCUGUAUUCGUGGGACCGACCUUCUCCUGUCGGCGACCUUAUUCUAGUGCGUUCGUACGACACGGUUAAGAAGGUCCUCGGCAAUCAGAAGGAUUACACCGUCGUCUGGGGCGAUGCCAUUCGCUUCCUCACGGAGAAAGACGGUCAUGCGCCCGGUGCCACGUUCUGCUUGGCCGGCGAUAAAAGAGCUAACGCUGAGAGCCGCAAUCUUGUCCUCGACGCGCUCUACGGACCCGAGGCUUGGGAAUCGGAAGUCUCGCGGUUCUACAGCAAGAUGGUGCCGGUCCUUCUCAAGAAGUACAGCUACACGUGGGAGACGGCGUCUGAGGUAGAAAAGAAGAAGCCCGGCACGCACGCACGCGAGGUCGACAUCGUCCGCGACGUCAUCAACCUGGCCAACACACGCCUCUGCGCCGCCCUCUUCAACCUCCCCAUCAAGAUCGAAGAGAACCCCUGGGGCGUGCUAACAGAGCAGGAGCUCUACCUCGCCGCAACAGCCAUCUUCUCCUCCAUCUUCUUCGACUCCGACAUAGCCAAGAGUUCGCAGGUCCGCAAUGUAGCCAAGGAACUCGCGGGUCAGCUCGAGCGCCUGGUCAUAGUGGCGGCGCAUGCCGUCGACAAGGUGGGCAUCGUCACCGAUGCCGUCGAGAGCGUCCGGGGAUACUGGCGCGGCGAGGGGUUCCCGGCGAUUGCGGGGUACGGACAUGAGUUGAUUCGGCAUCUGCUGGAGAAGGAUAAGAGUGUGGAGGAGUGUGUGAGGGGCACGAUUUUGCCGUUUAUUUCGUCGAAUGUGCCGAAUCAGUCGGCGUUGUUGGCGCAGUGUCUUGAUUUUUAUCUGGAGGAGGAGAAUAAGCACCAUCUUGAGGAGCUGUAUCGUCUGGCGCAUGAAAACACUGACGAAGCCGAUCUGAAGAUUACAAAGUACAUGCUCGAAGGGUCUCGCAUCCGCGGCACCGUCGCCGUCUACCGCGACGUCCAAACCGCCACCUCCCUCCCCGACUCUGUCCCCGCCAUCCCCAACCCCUCCGACCCAACGCACGUAAACCCCCUCACACCACCCUCCCAAACACAAUUCCACCUCCCCCUCCGUAAGGGCGACCGCCUCCUCCUUUCUCUCGCCUCCGCCUCCCGCGACCCAACCAUCUUCCCCGAGCCCGACAAGGUGAAACUCGACCGCCCCAUAUCGUCGUACAUCCACUUCGGAUCCGGGCCGCACAAGUGCGCGGGCAUGGAGCUCAGCAUCGUGGCGCAGACAGCGCUGUUCAAGCAGAUUGUCGGACUGAAGAACUUGAGGAGGGCGGAGGGGGAUAGGGGACACAUGAAGAGUAUGCCGGCGAGGAAGUGGAAGGGCCAGGUUAAGGGGAAGAGGGAGAGGGAGGCGGAGGAGGGUGCGUGGUCGGGCUUGAGGGUUUAUAUGCUUGCUGAUCAGAGUGGGUAUUGGCCUGUUCCUACGACUAUGAAGGUUGAGUGGGAUGAGUGA
Molecule: messenger RNA, 3534 nt
Organism: Scedosporium apiospermum
Lineage: Eukaryota; Fungi; Ascomycota; Sordariomycetes; Microascales; Microascaceae
Product: Linoleate diol synthase
Exons: 4
Coding region: 1-3534 (1177 amino acids)
Biological process (GO): response to oxidative stress
Molecular function (GO): oxidoreductase activity, acting on paired donors, with incorporation or reduction of molecular oxygen; iron ion binding; heme binding
Source: RefSeq, a predicted model, not a curated record